Messenger RNA from Scomber scombrus (Atlantic mackerel), 2952 nucleotides. It is a transcript of the gene bag4, whose product is annotated as BCL2 associated athanogene 4. The record is from RefSeq and is a predicted model, not a curated record. Gene Ontology annotation, biological process: protein stabilization. The transcript is spliced from 6 exons. Bases 153 to 1328 code for a protein of 391 amino acids. Gene Ontology annotation, molecular function: protein-folding chaperone binding; adenyl-nucleotide exchange factor activity. Lineage: Eukaryota; Metazoa; Chordata; Actinopteri; Scombriformes; Scombridae. Gene Ontology annotation, cellular component: cytosol; cytoplasm; nucleus.
UCAAUCGGUUCCUGAUUACCGAUCAAGCGAUCUCUUUUUCUUUGGGGGGGAAAACGGUGGUAACAGUUUACGCCAGCUGACAAGUCAGAUAAGUAGUGUUAGGUUUGUUAAAGGUUUUUUUUUUUCAUGAAAUGGAAAAAAGCGCUUAGCUGAUGCAUCACCACCAAAUGCAGUCAGACCUGAAACCUGGCUGGCCCUCCACUUGCAACUCGGGAAAUAAUAACGUGAACUGCAAUAACAGUAUGGAUGCUCCUCAGUAUCCAGGCUACCCCUCACACUACUGGUAUCCUCAGUCACACUCGACAGGACACUACACAACAACCUAUCCCUCUGGAUCAGAUGUUCAGCCACAGUACAGUCCACAGGUGAUGCCUGGAGGUUAUCCAAAUGGCCAUGGUGUCUACAGCCAACCUCAGAGUCAGUAUUCAACAAGUGGUUUCCACCCAUCCAACCCUUUCUACUGUGCUGACCCUCAGAGACCAGCUCCAGGUCCUUAUCCCAGCCAGGGCUGUCCAGCUGAGCAGAGCAGUGGCCCAUCUGGGCAGCCACAUUCUCAGCACCAACAUCACCACUAUCCUGGACCUCACUGUCAAGGGGGUCCUGGAUAUCCUCCUGGAGCAUACCCUCACUACAGUGAAGGUGGUCAUGCAAUGCCUCCAAAUCCCCCAUACCCCACUGGCGGGUCUCUCCACCCUAGUCCCCAGGCUGAGGCUUGGGCGCACUCUGGUGCAUAUGCACCCUCACAGCAGCAAUGGCAGCCCGGCCAGCAGCCUCCACAGAACCAUUAUGGAAAUCAUCCUGUCCGUCCAGCACAUCCACCAGCAUGGCCAGGGACUGGAACUGGUGCUCCACCACCUUAUCAACCCAAGGACCAACAGCACCAACGUGCCCCACAAGUGGGACCUAAGCCCAGGCCAACCCUACCCCAAAAUCCCUCCAACGGAAAACCCACAGAAAUCAGUUCCCCUCCCCAAAUGUACAACAAAAUAGGGAGAGGUGAGCCCAAUCCUUCACGAGGUGAGCCUCCACCCUCUGCCCCUGCUCCAGCUCCCGGCUUUGCUGGACCUCAGCCCCUGAGCGAUAACCCCGGCCUAGCUAAGGUCCAGCAGGUCAUGGCUAGAGUGCUCAUGCAUCAGGAAGAUGUUGAUGAGUUUGUUGGCAAAAAAACAGACAAGAGUUACCGGUAUCUGGAGGAGCUGCUGACCAAAGAGUUACUGGAGCUGGACUCUGUGGAGACUCAGGGACAGGAUAAUGUCCGGCAAGCCCGCAAGGAGGCUGUACAGAGGAUCCAGGCCCUUCUGGACAGGCUGGAGAAGAAAGCUUUCUGAACUGGACUCAUUCAUUGGUUUGUGGAUCACUAAGUCUUGCUGUUUUCCUCCUCCAGAUCUUCCAUGGACACAAGGAAGGUCUAGACUUGUUCUCGGAGUUAUGUUUCUGUUUUUUUCCCCCUGUCACCAUGAUAUAAAAGGCUUGAAGCAAGUGACGAGGAGCCGAGAACAAGGUAGAACGAUCACUGGUACAUAAAAUCAACCUUAGAAGGCUAAUUGGGCUGGUAUAACUGAUAUUGUGGUGUUAGAUCUGCAAACUGAUGGUUGUACAUAUCAUAGGUGACUUUCAGCCUCAGUGAGUGACUGAGUCUUAACUGUGUUUCCCAGCAUAAUGCAGGGCAGAGAUGCUGGAAGGUGGAUUUAUUUAGUGCCACAUUGCAACCGUUAGUGUUUUCCAACCUGUGAUACAGAAUCAGAUUAUUGUCAUGCUGUCCUUCAGGAUCAUGGGUCAGUUUGAAUCGGAUCCUACAUUUAACAACGCGUGCACUUCCUUAGCUGUCCAUUAUUGUAUUUCACAGUCAAUUUGCAUGAUCAUAAUGUUGUCCUCACCACUGAUGAAGUCAAUACGCUUAGUUACCCAUAGUCAAUUACUUUACCAUGCCUCUGCAGGAAUUGGUGCAAUGCUUUCCUUUUUUCCCAUUGUGCUCCCAGCCCCGCAUGCACUGUCUUUAUAUCAGACGAGCACAGUUGAACUGAAUACAGUCGUGACAUCUCAGAGCUUAUAAUUGGGCCUGGAGUCGUAGCAGAUUAGUGAAAACCCCCUAAAGAUUGCUAUCCCCAUUAAAUCCAUCUUUCAGAUGAAAUUGCUUCGUAAGUGCAGACCUGUGAAUCAGACCUACAUAUGAAUGCCAUGUAUUUCACUAUAGGAACUGCUGUUAUUGCAGAUAUAGUACAAGGUUAGGAAUGACUUGAAAAGCUGUUCAAUGAUGUCCUUUUUUCUUCUUCCCUUUUUUUGAAUAUAUAUGAUAAAGCAAUUGAAUUGUAUUUUCAUAAUUGUUCAAUCAGUUGCUGUAAAGGAAAAUAUGUACUUUUCAGCAAUGUUUUGUGCUUGACGAUAAUGCUGGUCACAGCACUCAAAUUUCAGACCUUGUUUUUUUCUCUUGCACUAAAAUUCUUGUUCUGUCAAAUCCUGAUUGCACCAUGAUCACAGGUUAUUCACGCUUAAGUAGAGCAAGUUUUUCUUUAAGCAUUUGUGAUGUAUUGAUAUAGGAAAAAAAGCGUGCCAUAUUUCAAGGGAUGGUUUUAUAUAAUUAGAAAAAUAAUAAAAAUAAGAUUACAAGCUUUGCAUGAAAAAACAUCAUCUGUCAUAUGUGUUCAUUUUCCUGUGCUGUUAAGUUUCUGUUUAGAUGGACCACAACUGUACAGUUUCCAGAUGUAAUGCAUGUUUCCAACACAAGAUGGGAAUCUUCUGCCUGACAAAUAGUGAAAUUAUAACAAAUGAGAAAACUCCCCCAGAAAUAAUUAAAUAUGAAGACAGGCCGAGUCCCUGAGUAGAUCAGAUCCACCUGAAUGUCAUCUGAAAGCAUGCUUCAAUGGAAAGGAUACAACUCAAGGACCUUUUGUACAAAGGAGUUAAGUUGGUCAAUGCCACAAUUUUGCUUAAAUUUGUUUGCUGACAUAGAAA